AUGAGUGAUCCAAGUACGAUUAACGGUGGUGUUUGCGUUGCAAUGACAGGCAAGGACUGUGUAGCCAUUGCAUGCGAUCUACGUCUGGGUAUGCAAUCACUGGGGGUCUCCAACAAUUUUGAAAAGAUCUUUAAAUAUGGCCAUGUGUUUUUAGGACUUACAGGAUUAGCAACAGAUGUGACAACUUUAAGUGAAACCUUUCGUUAUAAAACCAACCUAUACAACUUGAAAGAGGAUAGACCAAUCGAACCAGAAACUUUCACACAACUAGUAUCCUCAUCCCUUUAUGAGAGAAGAUUCGGACCAUUCUUCGUAGGACCUAUAGUGGCGGGAAUCAAUUCAAAGACGGGUAAACCAUUUAUUGCUGGGUUUGAUAUGAUUGGAUGUAUUGAUGAAGCCAAGGAUUUCAUUGUAAGUGGUACAGCUUCAGACCAAUUAUUUGGUAUGUGCGAAUCUUUAUACGAACCAGAUUUAGAACCUGAAGACCUGUUUGAAACCAUUAGUCAAUCGUUGCUGAAUGCUGUGGAUCGUGAUGCUCUUUCAGGUUGGGGUGCCGUAGUAUACAUUAUUCAGAAGGAUAAGGCGGUUAAGAAGUAUCUAAGAACCAGACAGGAUUGA
Messenger RNA from Zygosaccharomyces rouxii, 618 nucleotides. It is a transcript of the gene PUP3, whose product is annotated as proteasome core particle subunit beta 3. Bases 1 to 618 code for a protein of 205 amino acids. The record is from RefSeq and is a predicted model, not a curated record. Gene Ontology annotation, biological process: proteasome-mediated ubiquitin-dependent protein catabolic process. Lineage: Eukaryota; Fungi; Ascomycota; Saccharomycetes; Saccharomycetales; Saccharomycetaceae. The transcript has a single exon. Gene Ontology annotation, cellular component: proteasome core complex; proteasome core complex, beta-subunit complex.